Diplodia corticola is the source of this 987-nucleotide messenger RNA. RefSeq lists its product as uncharacterized. The transcript is spliced from 2 exons. NCBI's taxonomy places the organism in Eukaryota, Fungi, Ascomycota, Dothideomycetes, Botryosphaeriales, Botryosphaeriaceae. Bases 1 to 987 code for a protein of 328 amino acids. The record is from RefSeq and is a predicted model, not a curated record.
AUGGAUAGUCCAGUCAUCGACGAAGGUGGCAUCGAACAGUCUUCAGCCACUGUUGCCGCUCCUAACCGCCCAGCUCCACUGCAAAUCAAUGAUCUCCCAGCUCUUGUGAGUGGGUCGUCGCCAAGCAGUGAUACUUCCCAGGCAAAUAUCGGCAGUUCCAGCCACACUGAGUCGACAGAAACUAAUAACACCAGCCAUAAUUUGUCGCCCACAUCCCCUCACCAUGGCCAGACUUCAGGAGCCGGUAGUUCUGAGCAGCCCCAGCCAGAGGCAGAUGACAACAAUCAUGGCAAUUGCAAGGACAGUAGCAAUGACGACCUUCCGGUAACUGUCGAGUCCGAUGACGAGGAAGCUCCCCUGCCGACCGACUUUGAGUACCCCGGGGCCCGUACACUUGUCCAAGAGUUGCGGCAGCUGUUCGGAGCCUGCAUGGCCCCAGAGAAUAUGGACUAUGCCGACGCAUCCAACGCUGGACAGAUCACCAUUCUCAGCAAGCUGACCGUCAUCCUAGUCUUCCACAUCAUCAUCCGCGCCCUCUACUCCGUCACGAAGUUCGUCCUCAGCAUCCCCACUACCAUCAUUUCUUCCAUAAUAUCCAUCCUCUCCGGCAUCGCCGCCGGCAUCGCGAGUCUCAUCUCCACCGCCGUCAAAUCCGUCUGCACCGCAUUCACCACCGCUACGAUGCGCAUCCGCAACACCUCUCAGGAUGUCUGGCUGCGCGUAUCCGGCCGCUGGCCCCGCGCGGCGGCGUAUCGGACCUGCAUCGCAGCUCGCUCCCGUACCUUCUUCGCCGCGAUUCGAGACUUCUUCUCCGCCGCGCUAGAUUGCCACGCCUUGUGCGUGGUGGCCCUGCUGCUGGUUGUCGGAGUGGUGUACCGGGCGCAGAUGGGGUGCUGGGGGUGUGACGAGUAUUGGUUCGGGAUGGGUGAUAUACAUUGGAGCGAUGUGCGGAGGUGUAGGGGGGAGUUGGGGGAGAGCUUUGUGUGA